Catharus ustulatus (Swainson's thrush) is the source of this 1522-nucleotide messenger RNA. Its product is annotated as reticulophagy regulator 3-like. The record is from RefSeq and is a predicted model, not a curated record. Lineage: Eukaryota; Metazoa; Chordata; Aves; Passeriformes; Turdidae. Gene Ontology annotation, biological process: reticulophagy.
AUGGCGGCGGCGGCAGCGGCGACGGGGCCCGGGCCCGGCGAGCGGCAGCGGCGGGUGCAGGCGCUGAGCGCGGCACUGCGCUGCCGCCUCGGGCCCUACGAACCGCUGCUGGGCGCCGUGCAGGCCGCGCUGGUGUGGGAGCGGCCGGGCCGCAGCGCGCUGUGCUGGGUGGCGGUGCACGGCCUGUUCUGGUUCUUUGCUCUGACUUCCCUUCGUUUGCUGUUCCUGGUUGCAUUAACCCUCAUAGUAGUAGUGUGUCUAGACCAGUGGAAGCACAAAAUCUGGCCAGAAAUUGGUGUGGCAAGACCUGAUGAAUUAGACAAUGAGAGCUGGGGAUAUGUCCACCCUCGGCUGCUCGGAGUGCCAGAGCUCUGUCAUCAUUUGGCUGAAGGAUGGGUGACUGUGACCAACUUCUUAAGUAAUCUCUUCGUUUUCAAGAGGCAAAGUCCUGGCAAGGUGAGAAUGUACAUGUGCGGAGGAGUGUUCACUUUCCUGGCUGUCCUGGGCCGGUAUAUCCCUGGGCUCUUGCUCUCAUACUUGCUGUUGCUCCUGGUCCUGCUGUGGCCCCUGGCCGUGUACCACAGGCUGGGGCAGCGCGUGUACCUGCGGCUGGAGCCCGUGCUGCAGCGGCUGGACUUCAGCGUCCGCGGAUACAUGAUAGCCAGGCAGCGCGAGAGGCAAUUGCGUGCCCGGGCCCUUGGUCAGGAAGCCACGGACGAUGGGAGCGACAGCGAAGAGGAGCUGGCUGCAUUCUGCCCCAAGCUGGACGACUCCAUGGUCCCAAGGGAACUGACCAUCUCUGACUCUGAGCAUUCAGAUGCUGAGGUUUCCUAUACUGAAAAUGGGAUGUUUAACCUUUCAAGGGGACAGACACCCCUGACAGAGGGAUCAGAAGACCUGGAUGGUCACAGUGACCCAGAAGAAUCUUUUGCCAGAGAUCUCCCUGACUUUCCUUCCAUAAACCCAGAAGCAACCGGCAUAGAGGAUGAAGAUGACACCAGCAUUGGGAUCCCCAGCCUGGCAUACCGCCCACAAGGGACAGAGGAUUUGCAGCUCCCAUACGAGCAGGAGGAAUUUGGCACAUUGCCAUCGGUGCAGAACCUCACCAACAACAUCACUGGCUUUGUCACCAGGGGCAUGAUCCAGCUGGCACUGUCAGGAGCCACUCAGCCAGGCCCCUCACGCAGCACCAAUCCCCAGAGAGGGGCAAAGACUCACCUCAGAGCAGCCAGUUUGGACUUGGACACUGAUGCUGAAGGGGAUGACUGACUGCUGGAUCAGUCUGAGCUGAACCAGCUGGAUCCCACUGGCUCCCGGGGCCAGUAAACCAUCCUGUCACUUCCCUCUGGUUUUCUAUUGCGCAUCAUGGAGGGAAUCCUAGAAGGAAAGCCUUGCACAGUUCUCUCAAUCGUCUCCUGUGAGUCUGAGUGAUGUGACAGCCAGUCCUGGCUGGGUACACUCUGUGACUUGUGACUCUGUAGCCGCGCUUGGAUUUUAAAAUAAAGGACACUGGCAAUCCGUA